CAUUGCAAAUUAAAAUUUAAAGUAUAAAUUAUUUCGUUUGGCAUGAAAUUAUAAUAUGUCAUUGUUCAAAUCUGGAGACUAUUCCAAACAAAUAAUUACGAAUACGGCCCAUACAUUCACUGUACAUGCAUUUGGGCACAUACAUUGUAGCGUAUGUGUAUAAUAAAUUAAUAAAUCUGGAGUAGUACAUUUACGAUAAUAAUUGAAAGGUAGCAAAAAGAUUAAUACUGUAUUGAUCUAAAUUUUAGUAUAUUUUAUAAUUGGUUGUCAACGUCAUGUAGAUUCAAAUUUAGCAAAAAGAAAAAGACAUGACUCACAUUAGAUGCUGUUCUACGAACCCUAUUUACUAGCCUAUAUUUAUUACACUUAUCUUUAUUAUUAACCCUAGGGUGGGGUCAACAAACCAUAGUUAAAUGUUUUUUUUUGCAAAGAAAAAAAAAGCCCAUAAUGAUUAUGAAUCUCAACCACACAACUUGGAUUUCUCAUUAUCAACAGUGCUCAACAUCUCAUCUCUUCUUCCUCCCAUGGGAGUAGAUUUACACAUAUAGUUUUAUUAAGUUCACUUUCUAGAUUAAUAUCGGUUCAAAUACUUAUCUCAAACUCCCAAAAAAAUUCAGAUUUACAUUAAGCAAACAGUUUGGUUUAGUGCACAAUCUUCAUUUUCUUUCCCUUCUCAUCUUUUCUUCUUCAACUUUAAACACCCUAAACAUCUUCAACUCAUGGAUGUAAUAGCUACUUCAGCUACUAUAGUAUCCCACCUGGAUUCGCAGCAACCCAUGACCCAAGCUCCGACCCGGAUACAGCCCGCGAAGCCUAUUUCUUUCUCCAACGGGAAACAUCACCACGACCACCAACAUCAUGCGUCUCAAGUGGUGGUUGCUGCUUAUAAAGAGUGUCUCAAGAACCACGCCGCUGGAAUCGGCGGUCACGCUUUAGACGGUUGCGGCGAGUUUAUACCGUCGCCGACGUUUAACACCAGCGACCCGACUUCACUAACAUGCGACGCCUGCGGUUGCCACCGUAACUUUCACCGCCGCGAAGACGAUCUAUCUGCUGUUUCAGCUGCUGUCCCGAGGAUAGAGUUUCGUCCUCAUAACCGUCACCAGCUUCCUCCGCCGCCGCUACCUCCGGUGGGAGUUGGCAGCCAAGACGACGAUGAUCCUGCUUCUCCUCCGCCGAUCUCGUCUUCUUAUAUGCUUCUUGCACUCUCCGGAAGAGCCACGGCGGCUCCGGUGUCGAGGAAGCGUUUUAGGACGAAGUUUAGUGAGUUUCAGAAGGGGAAGAUGUUCGAGUUCGCGGAGAGAGUUGGGUGGAGGAUGCCGAAAGCGGAUGACGUGGAUGUGGUGGAGUUUUGUCGGGAGAUUGGAGUUGAGAGGAGUGUUUUCAAAGUGUGGAUGCAUAACAACAAGACUCCAGGACGCGGCGGUGGAGCUAGAAGAGCCAACGGAGACGGAGGAGUAGGAGACGACCGUGAGAAUGUUCCGACAAACGGGUCGUUUGCUUCAACGUGAAGUAAGAUAAUGGCAACAUCGUCGUUUGUUUGGUAGCUAGUUCUUUUGGUUUCUCUUUGUUUGUUUCUGUUUUACGCUUAUUUUAUUUUUAGUCAACGGGUCAGAUCUGUGUGUUCUGUUCACAUGAAACUGUCUUGUGUUUUUUCUUAAUAGUUUACUAUUGUUAGAGUGGUGAUAUGAGAGGUGUAGCUUUCGACCGAAUACGAGAAAGAUAAAAGAUUAACCUCUAAAUUCUAAAAUUUUAAUAACAA
This is a messenger RNA of Brassica rapa (field mustard), 1762 nucleotides long. Its product is annotated as zinc-finger homeodomain protein 8. Gene Ontology annotation, biological process: regulation of DNA-templated transcription; regulation of developmental process. Gene Ontology annotation, cellular component: nucleus. Gene Ontology annotation, molecular function: transcription cis-regulatory region binding; DNA-binding transcription factor activity. Lineage: Eukaryota; Viridiplantae; Streptophyta; Magnoliopsida; Brassicales; Brassicaceae. The record is from RefSeq and is a predicted model, not a curated record.